UCGCGGCUCCCCGGAGCGCGAACCCCGAGACUCCAGUGCCCAUGGCUCACGUCCCAGGCCCCGAGGGCCCCUCCGCGCCACGCCGGGCGGCGGCGAGGGAAAGGUUUCGGAAGGCAGCCGGGAUCCUGGCGCACGUGUGCGGACUGACCCUGCUCAUGAAAAGGUACAUUGAAAAGAGUCGAGCAGAAGAAUGGGCACAAUUUUACUUAAGCAUAAAGAAUCAUUCAGCUAAUGAACUAUUAUUCAACAUGAGCAAUUUUUCAAAAUAUAACUUGAGCAAAGAUUUCUCAAAGCUGAAAACACUGAUGUUCAUUCAACCUAAGCAAAGAAGGCAAAAAAAUCUCCAAGAGAUUCAACUAUGUCUAAAGAAGAACAGGUCAUUUCACAGUUUGCCAAAUGAAGUGCAGCUCCAACUUUGCCAGAUUGCGAUCUACCAAGAGUUGGAAGCUGAAAGUAUGCUUCUAAGGCAAGGACAUGUACCCCUUGAAUGCUACCUGAUUCUUGCUGGACGUUUAAAGGUCAUGUCAAGCAGUACAAGCAUGAACAAAAAUACCAACUCUGAAAUUUUAAGUGAGGUUGAAGAAGGUGACUUCAUAGGGGAAAUCUGCCUUUUAACUAACACCAAUCGGCCUGCUUCCAUUUCAUGUAAAACAGAUGUAAAACUUCUUGUGAUAAGUAAAGAUGAUUUUUACUGUAUUCUUGCACAAAGAAUACAAGAACAGUAUCAAGAAACAUGCAGCUUUCUAAGGAGCCUCCCAUUGUUCUUCUCAUGGCCAAAAGAAAAGAUAGACCUUCUGGUUCACUGUUCUUUACACCGAUACUACAGGUCUGGGCCAACCAUCAUCUCUGACAACUUCAACUCCCACUUUCUUGUGUUCAUCAUAGCUGGUCGUUGUCGGAUAAUUGCUCAGAUGAACUGUGAAGAAAUAUCUGUAUGUUCCUGCGUAAUGAAGACUGGUUCCUCCACCCUGAAAAACGCCCAUGCUCUUCUUCGACCGGGAGGACGUCUUGAUGUAACUGGAAGAAUUUUGGGAACAGCCACGGUUUCUCCCAGGACUUCAUUCUUAACUGCUAGGAAAAAAAUGCUAGACACAAAGAAACCUCCACUCCAGCUGGGAGCUAGUAGCUUGGAGGUUGCUUCUCUGAUUGCUCUUCAGAAGCGUUGA
This is a messenger RNA of Artibeus jamaicensis (Jamaican fruit-eating bat), 1166 nucleotides long. RefSeq lists its product as uncharacterized. The transcript is spliced from 12 exons. Bases 42 to 1166 code for a protein of 374 amino acids. The record is from RefSeq and is a predicted model, not a curated record. NCBI's taxonomy places the organism in Eukaryota, Metazoa, Chordata, Mammalia, Chiroptera, Phyllostomidae.